Falco peregrinus (peregrine falcon) is the source of this 12781-nucleotide messenger RNA. RefSeq names its product pleckstrin and Sec7 domain containing 3 (gene PSD3). Gene Ontology annotation, biological process: regulation of ARF protein signal transduction. Bases 180 to 3302 code for a protein of 1040 amino acids. The transcript is spliced from 16 exons. Lineage: Eukaryota; Metazoa; Chordata; Aves; Falconiformes; Falconidae. The record is from RefSeq and is a predicted model, not a curated record. Gene Ontology annotation, molecular function: protein binding; guanyl-nucleotide exchange factor activity; phospholipid binding.
CUGCCCGGCUCCGCCGCCGGCGGCAGGGCGCCCCGGGCCCCGGGCCGGCAGGGCGCUGCGGGCGGCAGGGCGCUGCGGGCCGGCAGGGAGCCGCGGCCCGGCACGGCGCGGCACGGCGCGGCAGAGUCGGCACGGCGGCGCGGGAGGGCGGCUGCGAUCCGCCGCGGCCGGGAUGGGAGAUGGAAGGAGCCGGCGGCGCGGCAGAAGCAGUUGUGUGGGAUAAUGAUGUAUCAGCUCAUGCCCAGACUAUUGCCAAGGCUAAAUAUGAAUUUUUAUUUGGCUUGGAAGAAGAGAAGCCUUCAGAAAUGGGUAGUGGCCAUGGAAGCAACACUUUGCUCCCUCAUACCAUCAUCAAUGAAUUUCCAGAGUACGGCACUGUAGAGCCAAGUGGAGACACGCCGAGGACUUCAUCGCCGUGCCAGGCAGAGCCUGUGAGAUGCAGUCCAGAAAGACGGGACAAUCACUACUGGGUACCUGGCAGGUCCCUUCCUCAGCGUGCAGCUCCUGCAGACAAUUUGACACCUGACGCAGGGGCAGUGCGGCUGUGCUCCCCAGAAGAAGGUUUGCAACCUGCGGGUAACCUGCCAGAGAUUAUGAAAAUCUCUCGACAGCUGGAAGCAACAAAGGUGCAAGAGAGAGCAAAUACUUCUCUUGAUUCAGAGACGCAAAUGGAAAAAAAGAGCGUUACUGGCAGCCAGAAUGUGCAGGCAGCCAAAGAACCAGUUCCAGCAGGCCAAGAAAAACCCUCAGACAUGCUUCUUCCAUCUGAAAGAACAGCUGAGGAAAAAAUGCAUUUGAUCGUAGAGAAAGAUCUGGCUGCAAUAUGGACGGGAGAAAAGCAGUCCGAGUCCUUGAAAGCCAUCAGUAAUAAAGCCGAUGAGGUCCACGCAGCACAGGAGACAAGCUGUCAUAGACCAUCUGUGACAAACCUGGAAGCAGCCAGCAGAAUGGAGGGGUGGGCGCGUUUUGAGGAGUUUUCAGCGUACAGUCAAGGCAAAAUGCAAAUGGGUCCUGAGAGGAGGCUCUCUAAAGAGGCAGCUGUGAGCAAACAUGUAGAAUUUCAAGGGGUGGAGAUUUUAUGGCUGCAAAAAGCCGAAGAGCAGAGAAGAAAGAAGCACUCAAUGCUGGAGACUGUGUCUGUGGAGAGGAAGGCAUUCACCAAAACGUCCAGCCACCCUGCACCACCGAUGGUCUCCCCAGGCUUGGUCUCCUCGCCAGAGAGUGUUUGGAGUGAGGUCUGUGAGGACCCAAGGCUGGGACUCGCUGCCUCUGGAGUCACUCCUCUAGCACUGCCUGAUGACAGUGGGGAGGAUGAAGUUUUUGUGAAGGACAGGAAGAACCGUGGUGAGGAGGAGAUGGCUCUGCUAGCGAGAGGCCAGGGCAGGAUGAUGGAAGAGGGAGAAGCAGCCACAGGAGGAUACGAAGAUGUCCUUGGGCAGAGGCAUUCUGAUGUCUCCACUGAUCUGUACAGCUCACAGUUUGAAAACAUCCUAGACAAUGCGUCUUUAUACUACAGCGCAGAGUCGCUGGAAACAUUGUACUCAGAGCCUGAUAGCUACUUCAGCUUUGAGAUGCCACUCACUCCCAUGAUCCAGCAGCGCAUGAAGGAGGGUGGCCAGUUUUUAGAUCGGACAUCAGCCUCGGGGCAGCCAGAUGUCUUGCAGCUUCCCCCUGAUGGAGAGGUGAAGGGCUGUGGAGAAGGCAUCACCAAUGGCUUAAGGGAUGUAAGCGCAACACUCUUCAGAGGAGAUGUCACAGAAGUACCUCAUUUGGAAAGCAAUGCUGACCUGCAGAAUAUGGUGUUAGACUCCAGUGCUGCCAUGGGGAGCAAUGAACUUCAGGAGAAAGGUGCUACCGGAGCCCUUGGCCACGAUCUUAGCAAUGGCGGCAGCAGCAGCAGCAAUUUGGAAGCAGCCAGGCGCCUGGCUAAGCGCCUCUACCAUCUGGACCGAUUCAAACGCUCUGAUGUGGCAAAGCAUUUGGGUAAAAACAACGAAUUCAGCAAGCUUGUGGCCGAAGAAUACCUUAAGUUUUUUGACUUCACAGGCAUGACGCUGGACUACUCACUCAGGAGCUUCUUUAAAGCCUUUUCACUGAUCGGAGAAACUCAGGAACGAGAGAGAGUUUUAAUCCACUUCUCCAGCAGAUACUACCAGUGCAACCCAAACACCAUUUCUUCUCAAGAUGGAGUUCACUGUCUCACAUGUGCUAUGAUGCUGCUGAACACAGACCUCCAUGGCCACAACAUUGGGAAAAAGAUGACCUGCCAAGAGUUCAUUGCUAACCUCCAGGGGAUGAACAACGGCAAAGACUUCCCAAAAGGACUGUUGAAGGCCCUCUACAAUUCGAUCAAGAAUGAGAAGCUGGAAUGGGCAGUGGAUGAAGAAGAGAAAAAAAAGUCUCACUCAGAUGGUACAGAUGAAAAGGAUAAUGGGAACCAGACGAAGGCUGUCAGUCGAAUUGGCAACUCAAAUAACCCAUUCCUGGACAUCCCUCAUGACCCCAAUGCUACUGUGUAUAAAACUGGAUUUCUGGCUCGGAAAAUCCAUGCAGAUAUGGACGGGAAAAAAACUCCCCGGGGAAAGCGGGGCUGGAAAACCUUUUAUGCUGUGCUGAAGGGAACGGUCCUGUACUUGCAGAAGGAUGAAUAUAAGCCAGAAAAGGCUUUGUCAGAGGAAGAUCUGAAGAAUGCAGUUAGUGUGCAUCAUGCGCUGGCAUCCAAGGCAACAGACUAUGAGAAGAAACCCAAUGUCCUCAAGCUUAAAACAGCAGAUUGGAGGGUCCUGCUUUUCCAAGCCCAGAGCCAAGAAGAAAUGCAGACCUGGAUCAACAAAAUCAACUGUGUGGCUGCUGUCUUCUCUGCACCACCAUUUCCAGCAGCAAUUGGCUCUCAGAAGAAGUUCAGUCGCCCGCUCCUGCCAGCAACCACAACGAAGCUAUCUCAGGAUGAACAGCUGAAGUCCCAUGAAGCUAAGCUGAAGCAGAUCUCCACUGAACUUGCUGAACAUCGCUCCUAUCCUCCUGACAAGAAGGUCAAAGGCAAGGAAGUAGAUGAUUACAAACUGAAGGACCACUAUCUGGAGUUUGAGAAAAAUCGCUAUGAGAUUUACGUUGGCCUUCUGAAAGAAGGGGUGAAGGAGCUGCUGAGCGGAGGAGAGAACGAUGCACCAGGACUGAAGAAAUCCCACUCGAGCCCUUCAUUGAAUCAGGAGUCUCCAGUCAGUGCCAAGGUGAAACGCAAUGUCUCGGAGAGGAAGGACUACAAGCCAGAAACACCCAGCAUUAAGCAGAAGGUCACUUAGGAUGGAAAUGACAACUAGGGGAACAGCCAUGCAGCAAAGUACCGGUGGUCAAAAUUUUUUCAUUUAAUAACCUGUCAUUCACAAAAAAUAAGUGCAUCUGCCUGAAUGGGGUGUUAGUGACAUUUUCUAUUGUAUAUUUUGCUGUUUCUGUGCAGAUUGUGGGAGAUGUCUUUGCUCCUGCUUUGCUUUGCUUUGUUAAUUUAUCAUUUAGCAGUUGAAGCAUCGGGACUUUUUUGUGUUGUUCUGUUUCUAAAGGAGCUGGGGGAGGGGUAGAGCGCUGUGACGUAUAUUCUGUCUCUUCCCCGUUUAUCUCCUCCCAUCGGCAUGUGGCUUUCAUAUCUCAAGUCACUUGUCACUUUAUUUAUGUGGUGGGUGGGAAAAGUAACUGGACAAAUGCUGCAGUGCUGUAUAUGCAGGCUGUAGCUGUGAGAAAAUCUGUGGGAAUGGGCAGCUGCAGAAGGCUGGGAAGAGCCUGGGAUGCUGGGAAUGCUGGUUUCCUGACAAUACAGAGCAUGUUAGUACUGGUACUUAGCAGCAGGUGCUACAGUAGUCACUGUUGCUUGUCGUUAUUGCAUUGACCCUGGACCCACGAGUGUAAACGAAUGAAACCUGGGAACCUCUGGCAAUGCUGGGAUGACAGCAUUGCAAUAAUUCGUUUCCUUCCAAGGAGAGUCUUCUCCUGAGUUAGCAGGCUGGGAGGUAUCCAAAACUGUGCUGUCUUUGCAAUCAAAGAGAUUAGGGAUUACCCAGUCAGAAUGAAUACCUGGGCUUUAAAUUUGUUUGUGCAGGAGGCUGCUGUAGAUGUCAGCCAUCAGCAUUGUAUUUUAAAGAUAAAGGGCCUCUGUGUAGUUUUUAACUAUACGCUCUCACUUAGCUGCUAUAUAGAGCCUUAUGAUCUAUUGUGCCCUGAUACUCCCCUGUCCAGGAGUUUCCUUGUUGAUGUGCACAGAUAGGUGUUUGCAAUUCCUGUGCUAGUGACAAAGCAUUUUGCCUUUUCCCUUCAGGAAGGGAUUCUCCUCAGCUCUCCAUUUUCCUGCUUUGGCUCCCAUAGGCGGAAGAGGCUGGUGCAGACUGGAGAAGGGGACAGAUGUGUCCUCACUGCAGGCCAGUGUGAUGUUGGCCUGGCUACUCUGUGCCUGGAGUAGCCUCACAUCAGCCUCAGCUUUGGCAGAUCCUACGCUGCACCUGCAGGGAAGCAGCCCGCCUUCCAGCUCACGUGUACUCUGUACCAGGCUUUCAGAGAGAAGCACAGGACAGGGAAAGACCACUGUGAGUAGAGCUUUCCAUACCUGAAAGCCCUGUUUGUGCCACAGACCCUUGGGGUGGCCAGCAGUCUUUAGGCACAGGGAGUAGAAAGAAAAGAAGAAAUAAUUUUCCUACUUCCCAGCCCUUCUUGCCUGGGCAGCAUCAUGGCUCUGCAGAGAGCGCUGGCUCACCUGUUACUUAACACACUGGGUUUUAAUCUCAGGUUUGAUACUGGUCCACUGGGUGAGCUCGGACAGGUCUCUCCCAUUUUGCCGCACCCUUCCCCUGUAUGGAGUAGUACAACCGAACUGGCCUUUCCCACAGAGCACCUUGGGAGGUAAUGUUGAGGGCCAGUUGAAAUUUGUUUGUUGCUGUUAUUUUUGUUGUGCCUGGCACAGGACAGAUUUCCUGAUGGAUGCAAUUCUUAACGCAUAUAUAAACAUCAAGAUCAAUGCAAGGGCUGUUUAGAAACGUGCUGGUGUUUCCAGCCGAAGUAGUCAAAGGGCCACACAUCAAAAAAAUUACUGCCUGAGUGGGUUUGUGCUUUGCCAGACUUCCCAAAGUCAGUUAAUCUACCUUAUUGAAUUGCCAGUCUUGUGGGCAGGACAGGGAGUGAUGAAAGAGAGAAGGACCUUAACAGCCCUGUGUGACUUGCCUCCCCUGCUGAGGAGCGCUGUGCGACAGCUUUCCUGGUGUUGUGCUCGACAAUGGCUGUAAUGGAGAUGCUGCGGUCUCAGAUGGUGGGAGGUAUUGAAGCAAAUCAAUCCUUGCAGUUGCAGUCCAGCAGCAAAACCACAUGGGACUGUUUCCACAUAUGAUGCUGGGACACGCGCGCUCACAUCUGGCAUCUGCCACUGAAAGUGGCCACUCUGCGCUAGAAGUCAGGAGGUUGGCCCUAACCCAGGCAACACUGCUAAAACUGCAGAGUCCCCAGCAGAAACAGCCACUGCUUCCCAAGCGCUGGGGCUUCGGAAGUUGUGCAUGCUUACUACAAUAGAGCAAAAUGUUCAGUCCUCUUCCUGAAGAAGAGAGAUGCUUUCUGCUGCUGGAGCCAAAGUGGUGUGGUACAGCAUGCUAAGUUAGGAGACUCAGUGCAGACAGGUGCAUGAUAGUGCUCAUUGGGAGGGGUUCUUUGAAUUAAUCAAGUGUGGUAGAUCAACAGCUCACAGAGGGGAAACAAAGCCAGAUCGCUGCAGCUGUUCAUCAUGCUCUGGUGGUUUAAAACAAACAAGCAUAAGAGAGAGAAGAAAUUCAUUUGGGGAAUGCCAAAUGCACAUUUGAGAAGAAAACUUGUUCGGUCUUAAAUAACAGGGUUAGGAAGCAUGCGGCAGAAACAAAAAAAAUUUGUGCAGAUUUGUAAAUGGGCCCUGGUUGGCUGUCAGGGUGGGGUUGUCUGGAUGAGCUUUUUCAAGGCAGGCUGGAACAUCCAGCAAACCUCUUGUGAUUACGGAGUGCAGUGCUUUAAAAGGCAAAGAGGUGACAUUUAACAUUUUUUCCCCAGCUUUUAAAAAUAUUCUGCAUGCUGUAGACUGCAGUUAAAUUGCUGAGCUCAAAAAGAAAUUAUUUCUCUAAAAUGCGUUUCCCAGCUUUGACACAGAAACUGGAUAAUUCCUCUUCAAAGUCAUUGCAGAGGAGAUGAUUCGAAGCAAUGGAAGUCAAAAAGUAAACUACAAAAAUGAUGAUUUUUUUUUCAUUUUUCAUUAUUUAUUCUCUAUUUCCAUGUAUACUUGUAAACAGCUUAGGGUAUAUUUUUUUAAGUCUCAUCUGGGCUUAGAAAAUGCAGUUUUUCACUGCGUUUUUUAGUCAUUGAACAUUUGUUGAGCUUGAAGUACUCUUGGUGAGACUGCUGAGGUGUGCAGAUUAGUUUACUGAGAAUUUGUCAGGUUCUGCUCAAGUUUUAAUUAACGCUGUUUUGCCCCGUUGCUUUACAAAUUCUAGGCAUCCUAGGCACCCAUAUGAAAAUGCACAUUUCAGAGGCAGAGAAAAAGGUGAUCCUGUUGUGAAUGCCUAGGGCUGUUCCUAGACUCCCUUAGGAAUGGGAUCAUUUAAUCAGCAGCACCAUAAUUUGCUUGCCCCCCAACCUUGACACCCCCCACCCCACCCUUGUAAAGGGUGGGGGCAGCUUCUCAGGAGGUCAGUGGUGCAUCUUCUUGAGUGCUUGAGUGGUACCACUGAGAGUCUGGCCAAGUAGCUUUGCAUGAGACCCAGUACCUUGCCUUUCUUUGCUGAAAUGUUUGCCUUUAGCAGAGACCAGUGCUUGACCUCAGUGAUUCAGCAGCUGCUGUUGCAUGCAGUAUGCAAGGAUACUCUGCUGAUUUCCAGCCCUCCUCUGGGACACACCAUGCACCAGAACUUGGUAUCAGCAGAGCAGCCUGCCGCUUUCCAGGGGGGCUCAGUGUGAGCAGGACUUACUGGCAGAUCACUACAAGCAUGUGUGUGUAACCCAGCCUUUGUGUCAGUGAUGCAGGGAGGCGUCAUCCUUCCUUGUCAUCCUCCCUCCUGCAGUGUGCAACCAUUGCUCAAGCAAAGCCUUGCCUGCAUCCCCCCCUCUCAAGAUGCAGGCAGAGGUCAUGGAUGGAUCCAUCCUACUCUGAAGCAUUGCUGGUUGCUAACCCUCCAGAGGCUGGACCAUCUCCUCUCCUUGACUGAGGGAAGAGAGGCAGGAAAAGGUCUCGCUGGGUUUGUUGCACCUCACAGAAGAGGGGUUAAGGAGAAGGGCAAAACUGCCUUCCCCCUCUCCCCACUCAGUGACCAAAGCAGGUAUGAUACUCUCCCAAAGCCAAAACCACACUCUUCUCCAGGAGUCACCAGGAUGCAGGGAUCUGGUUGAGAUGGUUUUCGUUCAGCAGCAGCUGCUAAAAGAGUCUCUUUGGAGCGGCUGUGUGUUUGUGUGCGUCCUGCAGAUAAAUCACGCAUGGACCAGUGAACAUGACUACAGCUUUUAAAUCCAGUAUUUAUGUUGUGUCUUUAAUUGAUGUAGAGAGAUAAGUCACCCAGCAGAGUGAUUAAUGCAGCGGAGCUGUGGGGGAACGCUGUUCAGCUGCGACGCUGACUCAGACAGUUUUUUCAUCUGUAGCCAGCCACUUGUAAAUGGUUACCAGAAGCUUUUUAAGAGCUUGUAACAGCUCAUCACUUAAGUGCUUUCCCUCUGAUCCCACCUGCUCCCAGGGUGCAGUCUGUCCACUUUUGGGGGCUCUCCUGGAGAGCAGUGCUGAGCACAGCCCUGCUUUGAGCAGGGGUUUGGACUAGCAGACCUCCAGAGACCAGAAUUGUUCAGUGAUUUUUCACAGCUACAGUGCCUUCUGUAGUUCUUCUGGCUUGAAACAGCCAGUAUUUUUGUCUUUCUCCAGUGCAGGAGUGAGGUUCUUGCUUCAUUAGAGCAGCCCCUUCCGUGAGGAGGUGGUUGUGGCAGUGGAGAAAGCCAAAGGCGGCAGGGUUAUCACUGGGCUUCUGGAGGCAUUAUAUGGCAAUGUUCUUGAAAGCGGGGAAGGCUUUUCUCUGCAGACAGCAUACCGCUUACCAUCUCUGCAUUCUCCAUCCCUAAAUCAAUUUUGGCCUUAUCACAGUCUGACAGCUCCUCCUCCUUUUCUGUCAAGCUGCUCCUGUCUGUCAUCUUAGCACCUCAGCUGCUUCUGUAUAACAGGUCUCUUUCCUUCCAUGCUUACAGCAAUCUAGAAAAUUUGACUGUCCCAUCUUGCCUUGAGAAAAUCUGCCCUGAAGCAGUACUGCAUUGAAUGGAUAACCCUGUGAACAGCUUUUUCAUUCUGCUCGUUGGUAGCCUGUGUUUCCAACCACAGUUAUAGCUGGGAGGUGCGAGACGGAGUUGCAGACUGCCAUGAUCCUCUAGCAUUACGCUGCAGGGACACAAGGUCCCCCCUCCCACACUCAAGACCAGACAAUUGAGGCAUUCCUAGUCUUGUUUCCAAAAGUCUCAGAGGCAGAGGCUAUAGGCACAGGCAACCCAUGCUGUGGUGAAACUUUGAAAUGCUGUUUUGCAAGGAGCUGGGUACUUUCCAAAUCAAAUGGCCAUACAUUUUGCAGCCUUUUGGGGAGCUGUAAAAAAUGUUUAAAAAGGAAGGAAAAAAAAAAAAAAAGAGAAGCCAUUUUCAACCAGUGUCCCCCAAGCACAGAGAAGUUGUAUCCAGGUUGUUAGAAACGCCAGCUGCUUUUGCAGAGACAAAGGCAGUAUACACACUUUAUCUCAAGCAAUGUUCCAGCUUGUUGCUUCUUUAAAAUUUUUCCCACUGUUGCCCUCUCCAAGGCUCUGGGAUGUCACAUCAGCUCUGAGAGGGCAGUUAUGAAGUCUACAUUUCUCCCCAGAGCAUGACCAGAGCUCCCCAGCUUGUGUUCCCAGCAUCCGAUACCUAGGCUGCCUAGAGGGGUAAACCAACAAAGCUGUCUCAGAAAUUGCUUUGAAAGAGCUAGUCUCCAGCUUGUGCUUUUUAGAGGAUAUUUUUAGUGCAUAUAGGAAGCAGUAUGCCUGGCCUCUCCUCUUCUCUCUCCCAGAGCUCUCCCAGCAGCAUAGGUGUAGUAUAGUGAGCUGCUUCACCUGGAGCUUCACUCUGUGGGGCCUGAACAUUUGCUCCACCAACAAGAGGCUUUGUCAGCAUCCAGAAAAUGCUAUCGAGAGAAGUGAUACCACCUAAGCUGAGCACCAGUGCGCAGGACAAUACUUCCUUUACAGUCAGAAAACUAGUGCCACCCUCUGUGCUUGGUGACCUGCUGGGCACUGUGUGCUUGAGCAUUACCCUCAGCGCUGGGGGUAAUUGGAAAUGCUGGCUUCCUUUUUCACCUGCAUUGUGCUUGUUGAGAGACUGUCCCUACCACCUGCUGCUUUUCUUCCUUGUGACAGCAGCACCCUCAUCCAGGGAUGCCACGUUCCUGUUGUAAGGUGGCUGGUUUAAAUAAGAGCAAGGAGGACAGGUCCUGGGGAAAUGUGUAUCUGCUCUCCUGUUGGCAACAUCCAGUUGAACAGUGAAAGGAGGCAGCCUCAGCACUCUGCAAGGUACCUUGGAGAGGAUACCUUGCUUGUCUAUUUUGUUAGCUGCAUUGAGGCUGUAUUUUAAUUACUAGAGCAGUUCCCUUAGCAAAUGCAAGCAACAGCUUUCCAUGACUUUGCUGCAUGGUCAGAAGGAGCAAAUUUAGGCCAGCCCAAAGCGUUCCCUGUGCUACGCUUUGAGCAGUGAACUACUAUGUAAAAAAUGAGGGACCUCCCACAGCAUCUGCUGUUAAAUCUGUGCCAGGAAUCAGCUGGGGUAUAGGCCAGAGGUUUAUUUGGACUGAGGAAAAGUACAUCACUUAGCAAUGCAAGGAUUGAAAGUGCUACAGACUACAAGGGCAGGAUUUUUCACUGACAUAAACCACUGUAAUUGGUAGCCACUCUGAAGCAGUGGUCCUGUAUGUAAGUCACUUAAAUGAAACCAGCACGAAAAGUUACUUUUUGUCUAAGCAGGCAAGAUUUCAGCUUCUCCUUGGGUAAGUGAAUAUCCUGGUGUAACCACAGAGCAGCUAGCUAAGCUGCUGUGGAGACUUGUUUUACACAAAAAACCUCCCCUGAGCCUCUUGCUGGGAGAAGGGAGAUGGAUGAUACCCAGUCUAUGUCACUGUACAGGGCAAACUGACAGUGAUAUAAGUCUUAAAUCACUUAGACGCUUAUGAAAACCUCAUGUUAAUGCUGUCAAAUUCUGAAAGGCUGUAGGAUGAGAACAGGGGUGGGUUGUGUGCUGGUUUUUUUUAAUCUGUACAUAUUCAUGACAAAUAUGUCCUCUUACUCAAGGUUGGGAUUAUAACUUGGCUAAAACAAGAGAGUUUUUUGGCAGUUUGGUAACUUUAAAACCACUACUCUUUGUAUGAGGUACAGUCUGAGACUUAUAUUACUUGGUGAACAUGUUUAAGUGAUGCCUAUAGAUGUGUGUACAUAUUUCAUAGGUAUAGUACGGCUUCUGUGGCUCAGCACUCCAAAGCCUGCUGUUCUUUUCUGAGGCCUAUUUUGGUCAAAGCACUUCAGCAGCUGCAGGCUUUGUUAGGAUGCUUGUUGUUCUAGUUCUCUCAAAUUAGGUUAAACUGUCAUCAGAACUUUUACAGAUUUAGGGUAUCCCUUGAGCUGCGUUGAUCUCCAUGUGUUGUCCGCCAGGACCUGCCUGUUAUUCUGCACGUCAAAAGCAAAGGCAUAUAUUUGAGAGUCUAAGUAAGGAUUACUGGGUGGGAUUUUCUGCUAGCUUAACACUGGGUUGACUCUCUCCCUAUUGAUGUCACCCAGUGCCUGCACCGGGAGCAUCUGUGCUCACUUCUGAAAAUCACACUCCGGGGAUCUAAUACACAGCUUUACUUCUGAAAAUGUUGACCUCGCUCUGUGAAAAUUCAGCAAGGGGACAUCAUGUUCAAAAGUGUCCAAGGAGGACAGGUGCUUGUGAUGUCUCCUGUAGAUACGGCCGUACAGCAGUAGUGAGGGUUUCUUUCUGCAACUGUACAGAUUUUUGAAAGAAUGUCUGGCUCAUCAGCCGGGAGAAGAAGAGCGGCAGGGCUGAAGUAUCUCUGGCAUCUCAUAUGCCUCCCAGAGUUUUCCCUUGGGAGGUUAAAAAAACUUUUUAACAAGUUGCUGGUCUAAGUAAAAAGACGUAUGGAAACCCAGUGGGUUUUCCUAUUGUGCUCUAGUCAGGGCAACACUAGCAUUAUCUGCAUUAUCCCUGGAAAGGGAAAGCAAAGCCUGAGGGUAGGUUUCUUACCUGGAGUCAUAAAACUUGUCAUUCAGUUAACCUUGAAGCACUUGAGCAACCUCAGUGAAGCCAUGCCUUUGUACUUCACUGGACCAUGGCCACAGUGAUUGUGUUUUGCAGAACUGAGACAUGAGUGGACUGUAGCUCAGGAUAAAAUGAAGAGGGACAACCCCAUCACCUUGCUUUGGGCAAGCUGUAAUCCUGCAAUCCCUUUUCAGGCACAGAGCUUCUCCCUUGGGUUACCUGCCUCCCAUGGUGAUAUAGUGGGAAGAUGAUGUGAGCACUGUCACACUCAGAGGCACAGCUAGAAAGUGUCAGUUGCCCUCCACCUGAGCUGCUGCAGAGUUGUUUUUCAUUAUGCCAAGAAAGGGGACUGAAUUUUCAGUUAUUGUUGCAUGAUACUCAGCAGGGAAGAGUAACUCUUGGUAGUGGUAGUGCACAAGAACAUUUUGCACAUGUGUGUACACACACCCUGUGCGUCUCUUAUGUGCAGACCUAAUCUUACAGGGCCUGAGAGCAGUCCUUGCAAGACCUUUCCUGUCGGUGGUCUCUCAUCCCUUUUGCCAAGUGUAGGAACCUUCUUUCUGAUAACCUCAAAUGUGGUUUACUUUCAUCACUGAAUCGCUGGUGUAUUUUUCAUGCAACACACUAGAGACGCAGUCCCGGUCUCACUGCUUGUGGUAACUUCUUGGUCUGCUGUGAAGCAGCAUUGAGGUAGUCACUAAAUCUUUUCCAGCGGCGUGAAACUUGCUGCUCUGACUCUUGGCAUGGUCAUUGUCUUGGGUUUGAGGCUGUCCCACCACCAGGGCACCCUAUUUUGUCCCUGGGAACAUGCAUGGGCAGAAAAGCAUACUCCUCAGUGAUCAGAGUCAGAGCUGUGCAGACUUAAGUCAAGCCCUUGUUCAUGGGAGAUGUGUUCACGUGCUGCUGAUGUCCAUGAGGACUCAAACAUAUACUUGCUUACAGAGAUGCUUUCCUGAAGCAGAGUUGUCACUCUUUUCUACAGAUACUACAGGAUGCCCUCCCUUAUUCUGCUUCAUGUAACUGGUACUAGAAUGAUCAUUUCUUGAUAAAUGAAGGCACUUAAUCAGUCCUCUUCCCCUUGGAAGAAGGAUUUUUGGGGAUAUUGUUAUAUCAUUUAAAAUAAUAUUUUGGAUUUUAAGUUUACAUUGCUUUAUUUUUCACUUGAGGUGACUGUAUAUAAAUAUUUUCCUCUAUUUUAUCAUUGCUGAUAAAGUAAGCCUACGGUAUACAGAUAAAUAAUUUGCCUUUGAUGUAUUGAAACUGUGAGAUAUAAAGUAGACUUCUCUCUUGUGUCCAUGUUCCUGACGAUAACUCUGUUCCUCUGUGUUUUUAUAAGUUGGAAUAAAUGUUGCUUACGGGCAACAGAGAGCCUGCAAGCUUCCCAAGAAUUUUUAUGUAAUUGAAAUCAAGCAACCCUAGUGAAGGAUCUCACAUACGUAUAACAAUAUAUGUAUAUGUACAAACUUUAGAAAGAAAUAAACCAAAUGUAUUUCA